Camellia sinensis is the source of this 1521-nucleotide messenger RNA. The record is from RefSeq and is a predicted model, not a curated record. Lineage: Eukaryota; Viridiplantae; Streptophyta; Magnoliopsida; Ericales; Theaceae.
AUGACAUCAGGGAUGUCAGCAAGUAGGUCUUCUACGAUAAAAGUUCGGCGAGACAUGUCAUCAUUGGUUACAACGAUGCAAGUCAUGAUCUUUGCUAGUAGUGUGACCUCUGUCGAGAUGUUGGACCUGCAUGAGAUAGAACAUGAUGGUUCUUGGUUCUUGCUCAUCAUGACUCUUAAAAGAAAUUAUCCGUCUGGAUUCGCAAAAAGGAAAAAGAAGCAAAGAGUCGAAAAAUUAGUCGAGUGUCAAAGAGGAGCUAUUGAUAAAUUCUUUACAAGUGACAAACAAAUAGAACAAUCAGUUGAAGACUUGAAUAGUGAAGAAUUUGAAACUUUGGUGAAUAAUAAGAAUAAAAAUUUGGUGGAUAAUGAGAAUGAAAAUUUGGUGGAUGAAGAAGGAAAUGGGGAAUUUGGGAGUGCCGAAGCCAAUCAAGAUGAUGAGAUGAAUACGGAAUGUGAGCAUUCAAAUAUAGAUGAUCCAGGGACUUGGAAAAUAAUUGAUCAGAAUUUACGAGAUCUUUUAGUCGAAAGAGGUCCCAUGAGAAGAAAUUGUGAGUUCAACUUCCCUAAGGAUGAUUCUUCUAGGCAUAGGCAUUUCUCACCUUUGUUUAAGCAAGAGGGAAAUAAGACUCAAUUGGCUACCAAAGGAUUUAAAGACUGGAGAAAUAUUGGUGAGAGACUUAAAGGCCAUGAAAGUGGUAACGAGCACAUUACUUGCAUGAGCAAAUGGAUUGAGUUGGAGGAAAGAUUGGAAAAGCAUCAAACAAUAGAUAAAAGUAUGCAAGAACAAGUUAACAAAGAAAAAGAGCACUUGAGACGGGUUUUAUUGAUGAUAAUUGCAGUUGUGAAGACGCUUUCCAAGAAUAAUUUGCCUUUUCGUGGAAGCCAUGAGAAGAUUUAUGAAGAGAGCAAUGGACUUUUUUUAAGCAUAAUUGAAAUGAUUGGCGAGUUUGAUCCAACGAUGGAACAACACUUGCGGCGGAUAGAAAAGGGUGAGAUUCAUUACCAUUAUCUGAGUCAUAAAAUUCAAAAUGAGGUCAUACAAAUGUUAAUCAAACUAGCAAAAUACUUUUCGGUCAUACUUGAUUCAACAUCGGAUAUAAGCCAUCAAGAACAAAUGUCUCUUGUCAUACGAUGUGUGGAUGUUUCAACAAGUCCAAUUAAAGUGAAAGAGUUUUUCUUGGAAUUCUUGAAUGUAGAUGAUACAUCGGGGAUGAGAAUUUUUGAUAAACUUCAAGAAGCAUUAGUUAACCUUCAACUUGAUAUUGGUGACUUAAGAGGGCAAGGAUAUGACAAUGGCUCUAACAUGAAAGGCAAAAACAAAGGUGUUCAAACAAGAGUAUUUCAAGGUGAAGGAGCUGUAGCUGUUCUUCUCCGCAAUGAUCAAGGGCAGCUUAUGGAUGUCACGGCCUUUAGAGUUAGAUUGAGUUCGGUGGCUCAAGGUGAAGCCAUUGCGUUCGUCAAGCUCUUCCUCAGCCUCCAAAAGGUUUCUGUCAGUCUUUCUUUCCUAGCAAAGACUUGA